This is a messenger RNA of Panicum virgatum (switchgrass), 1110 nucleotides long. Its product is annotated as cysteine proteinase EP-B 2-like. Lineage: Eukaryota; Viridiplantae; Streptophyta; Magnoliopsida; Poales; Poaceae. Gene Ontology annotation, cellular component: lysosome. Bases 1 to 1110 code for a protein of 369 amino acids. Gene Ontology annotation, molecular function: cysteine-type endopeptidase activity. The transcript has a single exon. The record is from RefSeq and is a predicted model, not a curated record.
AUGGCGGGGCUCGCUAGGCGGCUUCUCCUGGUGGCCCUGGCGGCGGCGGCGGCGGCGGCGCUGUGCCGCGCCAUGGAGUUCGACGAGAAGGACCUGGCGACCGACGAGGCGCUGUGGAACCUGUACGAGCGGUGGCAGGUGCACCACCGCGUGCACCGGCACCACGGCGAGAAGGGCCGCCGCUUCGGCACCUUCAAGGAGAACGUGCACUUCAUCCACGCGCACAACAAGCGCGGCGACCGCCCCUACCGCCUCCGCCUGAACCACUUCGGCGACAUGGGGCGCGAGGAGUUCCGCUCCACGUUCGCCGACUCGCGCAUCAACGACCUCCGCCGGGCGCGGCGCGGCGCGCCGGCCGUGCCGGGGUUCAUGUACGAGGACGUGGACAACCUGCCGCAGUCCGUGGACUGGCGCCAGGCGGGCGCGGUCACCGGCGUGAAGAACCAGGGCAAGUGCGGCAGCUGCUGGGCCUUCUCGACGGUGGUGGCCGUGGAGGGGAUCAACGCGAUCCGGACGGGGAGGCUGGUCUCCCUGUCGGAGCAGGAGCUGGUGGACUGCGACACGGCGGAGAACGGGUGCCAGGGCGGGCUGAUGGAGAACGCCUUCGAGUUCAUCAAGGCCCACGGCGGCAUCACCACGGAGGCCACCUACCCGUACCGCGCGCGCAAUGGCACCUGCGACAGCUACCGGUCGCGGCACGGGCAAGUGGUGGUGAUCGACGGGCACCAGAUGGUCCCCGCGGGGAGCGAGGAGGCGCUGGCCAAGGCGGUGGCGCACCAGCCGGUGUCCGUGGCCAUCGACGCGGGGGGGCAGGCGUUCCAGUUCUACUCGGAGGGCGUGUUCACGGGCGAGUGCGGCACGGACCUGGACCACGGCGUGGCGGCGGUCGGGUACGGCGUGGACGACGACGGCACGCCCUACUGGGUGGUGAAGAACUCGUGGGGCCCCGGGUGGGGCGAGGGCGGGUACAUCCGGAUGGAGCGCGGCGCCGGCGACGGCGGCCUCUGCGGCAUCGCCAUGGAGGCCUCCUUCCCCAUCAAGACCUCCCCCAACCCGUCGCGCAAGCCCCGGCGCGCGCUCCUCUCCAGGGACGCCUCCUCCUCCCAGUGA